AUCUGGGUCGGGUAUUCGGAUAGAGAGCGAAGCACGGAGCUUCAGAAGAUAACACUCGCGCUUCUUCGUAACUUUGGAGAUAAAUUUUCUUGCUUUCUGAGCUCUCUGGAUCGAUAGACAAUGGCCAGCGUCUCCGCAUUCGUUACUUCCCACUCCAUUGUCAAUCCCACAGUAUCUCCGAGGAAUCCCAGAUUGCUUUUUAGCCUUCGCGCGCAAAACCUUCAAUUUCAAGCGCGAAAGGAGGUCGUGUCUGCGAACCGCUUGUCGUCGAGCGAGCAAAAUCGGAGCCGCUGGAUGAGGACAACAGUGAGGUCAUCGGAGGAAGAGGAAGCUCCGGUCGCAGAGGCACAAGUCGAAGAAGACGCCUCUUCUUCUUCGUCUUUUUCAUCAGCAGCUGAACAACAGACGGUCUCAGUCCCGGUCUCGCCCUCCGACACUCUGACCAUGUUCUUUCAGGCAGAGGGUACAAUGAGCGAGUCAGCCAUCCCGGCGGUGACCACUGCGUUGGAGGGAGCUGAGGGCAUUACAACUUUGAAGGUUCAAGUUGUCGAAGGCAUUGCCAGUGUUGAGUUGACGAAACUGACGACUAUACAAGCCACAGGGGUGGCUUCCAGUUUGGUCGAGACCAUACAAGGCGCGGGAUUCAAGUUACAAACAUUGAAUCUGAGCUUCGAAGAGGAAGAGGAGGUCCUUGUCUAGAUAUUUGAACUCUGAACCCAUUAGGCAUCAUCUUUCAAGUUCUGGAGAGAUUCUCGGCCCCCAAUGUGCCUCUGAAAUUGGCAUGUGCAGUUAUCAUUUCAAAAGUGUUGGCACAUUCAGAUCUUAAAAGAGUUGUUUUCUCUGCGAGGAUAA
This is a messenger RNA of Rhodamnia argentea, 852 nucleotides long. RefSeq lists its product as uncharacterized. The record is from RefSeq and is a predicted model, not a curated record. Bases 121 to 699 code for a protein of 192 amino acids. Lineage: Eukaryota; Viridiplantae; Streptophyta; Magnoliopsida; Myrtales; Myrtaceae. The transcript has 4 exons. Gene Ontology annotation, cellular component: chloroplast.